Messenger RNA from Mobula hypostoma (lesser devil ray), 5659 nucleotides. Its product is annotated as cilia- and flagella-associated protein 44. Gene Ontology annotation, molecular function: protein binding. The coding region runs from base 39 to 5387 and encodes 1782 amino acids. The transcript has 34 exons. Lineage: Eukaryota; Metazoa; Chordata; Chondrichthyes; Myliobatiformes; Myliobatidae. The record is from RefSeq and is a predicted model, not a curated record.
UCGAGUCGUGUCCUUCGUUGCUGGGCAACGGCUUAAACAUGGAGACCGCGGAGGGAAAAGAGCAGGAGCCGUCUUCGCAGGUCCCUGAUUCUGAUGCUCCUGCUGAUGACCAGAAAGAUGAAAAUAGUGAAUAUAAUGUGCCAGAGAAUGAAACUGCUUCAGCUGAAGAGGAAGAACAACCUGCAGGGAAGCAGGAUAGAAAAGAAACCAAGAAGACAGGAGAAAGAAUACUCCUAGAUGACUUUUUCUAUGACUAUGAGGAAUUAUGCUCAAAGCCGUUCAUUUCACCUAAAACAUCAAUACCAAACAAUCUGCUUACUUUUCUUCAUUCUUUUGGCUAUGACAGUACUCGGCAAGUGAACUUACAACUCAUUGGUGGGGAAACCAUCAUGUUUGUGGCUGGCAAUCUGGUGAUCUUCAUGAAUAUUAAGACCAAGGAUCAAAAAUAUAUCCGAAGCACUAGUGGAGGAGGCAUUGGCAUUCUGAUGGUUCAUCCUAAUGGAAAUUACUUUGCUGUAGGUGAAAAGGGCAUCAAGCCCAAUAUUAUUAUCUAUGAAUAUCCUUCCCUGAAACCAUACAGAAACCUGAGAGGAGGAACUGAGCAAGGCUAUGCUUUUGUUGACUUUAACACAUCAGGUAACCUGCUCGUCAGUGUAGGGGAGAACCCAGAUUACAUGGUCACCAUUUGGAAUUGGAAACAGGAACAGAUAGUGCUGCGCUCAAAAGCCUUUUCACAGGAUGUUUAUCGGAUUACCUUCUCUCUAGAAAAUGAAGAACAACUGACCUCCUCAGGAACAGGACACAUCAAAUUUUGGAAGAUGGUGGAGACCUUUACUGGGCUAAAAUUGCAAGGUGAACUUGGGAGGUUUGGGAAAACUGCUCUGACAGACAUUGUGGGUUAUGUUGAAUUGCCAGAUGGAAAGGUGAUAUCUGGCUGUGAAUGGGGCAAUAUGCUGUUGUGGGAUGGUGGUCUUAUCAAGGUGGAGCUGCGCAGGAAAGGUGGCAGGCCUUGUCAUCAAGGAUCCAUUAAUCAGUUUGUGCUGGAUGAAGGAGAACUUAUUACAAUUGGAAGUGAUGGGUGUGUACGGGUCUGGGAUUUUGAGACCAUUGAUACAGCGGAGGCUUAUGAUGAGUAUUCUGUGGUUGAGAUGGAACCGAUGAAUGAAUUGUUUGUUGGAAGAAAUGUUAACCUCCAGUCCAUGGUGAAAUUCAAAGACUCAAGUUUUAUUUGGUGUGCUCAGGAUUCCAGUGGUAGAAUCUGGAAACUUGACCUCUCAUUUUCGAACAUUACACAAGACCCCGAAUGUCUGUUUUCUUUCCACGCUGGAGUAAUCCAGGCUAUGGACUUGUCACCGCUUACCUAUCUGAUGGCAACAACAGCACUUGAUCAUACAGUGCGCAUCUAUGACUUUGUGAGAAAUGAAGAAUUGGUAACUGUGAGGUAUAGACGAGGUGGAACUGCAUUAACUUGGGCACCACUAGUGUGCUACCCAGAAGGAAACAUAAUAGUUGUAGGGUUUGAUGAUGGUGUUAUCCGUAUCUUGGAAAUAUACAAUCCUCAAGACUUAGCUCGUGUUGCUGGGCAAACACACAUUGGUGAGGCUGAACUUCGACUAAAACAAGCCAUGAAGCCACAUACAGCACAAGUCACUGCUAUUGCAUAUGACCACAAUGGAGAAGUGCUUGCCACUGGUAGCAAAGACAACACUGUGUUUUUUUUCCAACCUGGGGAUCAAUAUGUGCCAGUGGGAUUCAUUAACAUACCAGGACCAGUUGUGAGCUUGCAGUGGUCUCCACCUUCUCAUGAGAAAAAUACGUUACUUAUAUUUUGUGAAAAUGGAUAUGUGGUUCAAGUGGCAUGUCCAGAGCCGGAGGAAAUAGACACAACUUUAACUUUUGAGAUCCCCCUUCAGAAACAGUACUUCCAUUUCAAGAGCAUCAGAUCCAGCAUAGAGAGGAACAAAGAGAUUAAUCGGAGAGAGGAAGUAAAGGAGCAAAAAGAGAAGGAAAAGCAAGAGCGGCUCAAAAAACAGAAAGAAAUGGAAGAAGAAAAUCAAGGUUUGGCCAUUGAAGAAGAGGAAGAGGAGGAAGAGGAGGAACUCCCAAUGAUUUACAUCCCCAUUCAGCCUAGUCCUAUAUUGUGUGGUUUCUAUUCAAAGCCAAACACUUUCUGGUUAUCUAUGGGCGAUUAUGAUUGUGGCUAUCUCUACCAUUGUAAAUUCGCAGAUGAUCCGAGAAUUAGUGAGGACAGCUCCAAGAGUGAGGAAGAGCCAUUUGCUUUCAUAGCAAUUGAAGAUGCAACUGAAAACCCAAUCAGAAAAAUGAUAUUCAAUUCUGAAAAGGACCUUCUAUUUUGUGGCAUGGAAGAUGGAGCUGUGCGAGUAUAUCCUCUUAAGCCAAAUGAUUACAAACUGAAAUCCAUGCAAGGAUUCUGGAGUCUGAAUGUACAUGAUAAUGAUUAUGGCCACAUCAAUCAAAUCUGUAUCAGUCACAAUGAACAGUUUCUGCUCACGUGUGGGGCUGAUAGCAACAUCUUUGCCUUUGCUAUUCUUCCUCAAGAGGAACUUGGUGAAUUAAUGAGAGGAAAGCGAGCCCUUGUGCCAAUUCCUAGGCCAGGCUUUGCUCGUGAUAAAGUAGUAAAUGAUAUUGAUGACCCAAAUGCCUACAGUCUUGAAAAUGCCAAACAGAAAGCAGAGAUGGAUCUAAUAUUGAAAUUGGCAGAGGAAAAGAAGGCAAAGAAAAGAAUGGAGAUUGAUAUGCUGCAAAAUGAGUUUAAGGAACUUCAAAUAAAAAAUGCAGAACUGCCUGAACAUGUCCAGCUCAAGAAAGAGGAUUUUGAAAUUGAUAAAAGGAUUCAAGAUCAGAUUGACAAACAAAUAACUGAUCGGAUUGAGAUGGUUUACAAAGAAAUGGCAUGGGAACAAGAAAAGUAUCAAAUUGGCCUCCAAAAACUUCAAGCCAGGUUUCGAGAUGCAGUAGAAUAUGACACAGUUAUUGUGCACUGUUUUGAAAGUGAUCACAAGGUGUCAACUUACCGAGUAACAUCAUUUUCCAAAGAGUAUCACCAAAUGAAGGCUGAUAUGCUGCGGAGGAGCCAGUUACAGGUGGAGCAGAAAAGUAAAGAUAAUGCUUUUAAGGAAAGCAAAGGAGCAGACAUUGACAAGAAUGCAGAGCAGGAUGUGGAUCUUGACUUGUUGGGGGGGUCAAAACACCGACAAGCAAAGGUGAUUAUUGGAUUACAACAUGCAGAAAGACUGCAGAAUAUGAUUAACAAAACAGAUAAAGCAAAGGCCAAAAUUGAACAGAGGAAAAAAGAAUGGACAGAGCUUUACUUGAGCCAACCUGAUGAUAACUAUGAAGAUCCAAAUGAUGUUGCAGCAAUCAAAGAUGCUCAAGAGCACAUGGGAGAUUUCAAGUUAAAAACAGCUUCCGACUACACUGUACCAGAACAUCUGCGUAUUAAUGCAGAGAAAAAAAGGAACCAACUUAUUCACCUUGAGGAGCUGAUCCAUGAACUCAAAAGUGAAAUGAGCAAGAAGGUAGUCGACCUUCGUAACACAAAGCUUAAUAUUAUUAAACAAAUCACUGAUCUGUGUAAGGAGUUGGCAUUAAUACAGACCAACCUUGAUCCUUUACAACGCCUUCCUAUUCCUGUGGUUCCAAGCAUGCAUCCUGAUGAAAUGCCUGAGAAGAAGUUCCAGUAUGACCAUGAAAAGCUUUUGGAAUUCAGGGAUAAGAAUCUUCAAGGUGAAAAAAGCAAGAAUCAAUCCAACCAGGUCAAUGAGUUUGAAAAAAUAUCUGGAACUACUAAUACCACACCAGAUAGCUCGAUUCAUCAACUAGAAGGAUAUGCUGUGAAACCCCAAUUGUCUGAAAUGGUACCACUGUCAAAGCUGGAGGAAGAAAUCAAAAUGAUUGAAGAGAAAAAAAAAUUAUACAUGCAAACAGAGAUAUUCAGGAAGAUCAAUGAAUUAAUAUGGAACUUUGAUGCAGAGCUGCUGGUUCUUUGCCACCAGAAAUAUAGGCUAGACAUAGUUUUAAAGAUGGCUGACCUACGACAUGUUACACUGUUUGAAGAGGUGCUUCUCUUGAAAGAAUUUGAAAAGAGUGAGAACAUUCUGCAGGAUCGGGUUGACCAACGUAUCACUGAACGAGCGGAAACACAAUUAAAGUUAGAGGAAUGUUCUCAACAAAAAAAGGCCAAAAAGCGAGACAUUCUUAAACUACAAGAGAAGGAGAAGGCUCUUUAUGCAUCCUUCCAGAUGUCUCUGGGUGAAAACAACAAGCAUGCUGAUUUUCUCACCAAAGUCUUCAAAAAGAAAAUCAAACGAAGAAGGAAGAGUGAAGCACAAGUUUCUGCAGUUUCAGAUGAAGAGAGUGAAGAAGAAUCAGAUGAAGAGUUUGGCUAUAGUGAUGAAGGGGAUGAAUCGGAUUCUGACGCUGGUGGAGUGGAUGACUCUGCUUGCCCGGAUACUUGUGACCCAGCACUAUUUGAAAACACCCUACAACUUCGAGAAAAACGCCUGGAUAUCGAAGAGGCCAUAGCCGAAGAGAAAAAAACACAGGAAUCAAUAAAGAAGGAAUAUGAUUUGAUUGCUAAAAAGGUAAAGGCUAUAGAUGGGACGGUAAAAUCUGCAAAACGUGAUCUAGAGGUUUUGCAAAGAGAAAAACAACAGAAAUUGAAUGAGCUAUACGUGGUUGUCCCUCUGAAACUGCAUCAGAUAGAGUAUGUUGUGAAUGGAGACAUGCCAAAUGAUUUAGUCUCUGGCCUGGUCUUCACCAGUGUGGCUUUAACAUUGCUGCAAAAUCGGAUCAAAGAACUUCACGUGGAGAGGACAGAGCAACGAGAGCUGUAUAAGCAAGCACGACAGAAACACGUACAACUUCUCCAAGACAAAGCAAAGAUGGAAGCUGAAAUAGCAGAGUUGGAAGAGAAAUGCUAUCAAGAAAUGGUUCGGAAGUUUGGCCGUGUGGUUGAUCUGGAAGCAUUGCAAACAGUCUCCGUGAACUUGACCUUGGAAGAACUUAAAGAGAAGAUUGAUGUCAAUAACACUAAAUUCCACAGAAAGAUAAAACAAAGAGAGGUUAAAAGAGCAGAGUUGCAAGAUGAGCUGAUCAGUUACAUCAGACAGUAUACAUGUAGACUGGAUCAGUUGAAUAUGAUGCUGACUGAAAAGGAGAAGAUUGAAGCACAGUUAAAUAGCCAACAGAAGAAAAUGGGAUCAGAAAUUCAGAAGCAGAAAGUUAAACUGUCGGAGAAACAUGAGCUGAUUCAACAGGUGGAGAAACAAGCACAAGAAAUCAAUGACUUGAAGGAAGAGAUAAAUUUGCUAACACGAAAAGGAGGUCACAUUCUUCCCCCUGCCCAGCCACCUUUACCACAGUGAACUCUGAAUCGUCACUUAAUAACAUUACUUACUUUCAGCUGCAGAAUGUUCCUAUUUUAUUCAAAUAGAUUUUUUAUUCUGGCCACAAUUCUGCACCAGAAUUUUUAUUUCUUCCCAAGACUUUCUACUUUCAGACACUACUGUACUUCACGAGAAGCGCACCUGGCUGCUCUAAUGGUAUUGGUUGCAAACAGCCCCAGUGAGAAAGACAGUCAGAGCAUUCUGAGAGAAAGAACGGAAGUACUUUUUUCCUCUUUGGACCCAAAACCUAU